AUGAUGCAGUCAAAGUCCACUACCUCCUCUAUAUUCGAAGUUAUUGUGCUUCACCAACCUCCAAAUCCACUUUUAAAAGAACUGGGGCAAAAAUACUGUAAGUUUAAGCCAAACAUGGAUUUGGAUACUUUCCGUAGCCCUUUGCCUUGGGUGUGGGGAAGAGCAAACAAAUGGUUAUACUUUUCCUUUUUUCCCAAUGAGAAUCAAAGAGGAAAUAUCAUUUCUGAUUAUUACAGUGGCAUAACCUUUUUGUUCAAAAAAACUCGCCUUUUCGUCAUCAACUUUAGAGAUGAUCCCAAGAUCAACAGACGCAUCAUUACAAAUGGGAAGAUGUUAGGAGAUCCCUGUGACGUAAUCUUGUUAGUUUUGGAAAGUCUCUUUGAAGAUAUGACGUCUAGGGUCGUCGAUUUGAAAAACAAAUAUGACAAUGACAUUAAAACUGUGGACCAAAAGAGGGCAGUUGAGGCAGAGCUGGAUAUCAUUGUUGAACAACUUAGGGGGAUGGAAAAAACUUUGGAAAAGUUGGAAAGUACCUUAACUAAAUAUAUGGAAGACACUCAAUGUUUUACAGAAAGGUUUGGUAGAGAAAGUAAAAAGUUCCAAGAAUUGAAGAAAGAUGUGGAAGAGUACACCAAAGGCAAUGAAGAAUUAGAGGCUUUCUUACUUUUAUUUGUGCAACAGCUUGGUAGUGUUUCCACGUUAAUUGCUCUUUUGCGUGCCACUGGGGUCACCAAGUGGAUACAGUUUGCUUUUUCAAUACUGACUAUGACCAUUAUUUUCCCUAUUAAUCUUAAAAAUGGUUUUACAAAAGGGUAUUUUUUUGAGCUGUCAAGAAAUGCUAGAAGGUGGAUAUCAAUAAUAUGGCAUGCGUUUAUUGUACGCUGGGAGAGAUUUGGGGAUGCUGUAGCAGAUCUUUGGGCCAAUACCUCAUGA
Naumovozyma castellii is the source of this 933-nucleotide messenger RNA. RefSeq lists its product as uncharacterized. Lineage: Eukaryota; Fungi; Ascomycota; Saccharomycetes; Saccharomycetales; Saccharomycetaceae. Bases 1 to 933 code for a protein of 310 amino acids. The record is from RefSeq and is a predicted model, not a curated record. The transcript has a single exon.